AUGAUUGUUACCUUUAGCAAUCAAACAAAUAGACUCGUUAGAAUUAGCCAAGAGGAGAUUGCUGAUAUCCCUAGUUCUGAGGUAGACAAUCCUGACCAAUCUGAGACAAUAGGUGAAGAGUUAAACCAGGACCGUAGUAUGAAGGAGUACAUGUACCCAACUAGGACAAGCCAACACUCUUGCAUCAUUCUACCAGCUGAUGCUGGCCAGUUUGAACUAAAAACAAGCACAAUUCAUAUGUUUCCUAUGUUUAAAUGGGUUGAUGCUGAAAACCCUUUCCACCAUAAGUUAAAUGGAAAGAGAUUUGCAAGUCUAGAACUCAAAUUAGGUCAGAUAUGUGAUGCACUAAAUGAGAGAAAAAAGGGUAAACUCCCUAGUCAACCUCAACAAAUUCAGAAAAGUGCAUUUCAGUCUAAUGAGUUUAAAUCAUACUCGCAAUUGCACAAAACACCACAGAAAACACCUAGUGUAGAAAAUGAAUCUGAACAAGAAAGUGACUCUAAGAAUUCUACUAAUGUUAAUGAUUCCUUAACAUAUUCUGUGCAUGUUGCUUCAUUUCCACAAAGGCUGGUACAACAAAAAGGGGGUAACCAGUACAACGAGAUAUUGGAAAUGUUUAAACUUGUCAACAUAAACAUUCCAUUUCUCGAAGCAAUCAGUCAGACACCCACCUAUGCUAAGUUUUUGAAAGAUCUGUGCACACAAAAGAGAAAGCUCCAUGUGCACAAACGUGGUUUUCUCACUGAGCAGUUAGGUCUUGGGGAGAUGAAACCCACUCUUGUUACGCUACAAUUAGAGGACAGAUCUAUCAAAAUCCCUCGUGGUAUUGUUGAAGAUAUGUUAAUCAAGGUUGAUAAAUUUUUCUUUCCUGUGGACUUCAUUGUAUUGGAUACUCAGCAUGUGCAAAACCCAUAUAAUCACGUUCCUGUCAUUUUAGGACAUUCUUUCUUGGCAACGUCCAAUGCUAUCAUGAACUGUCGACAUGGAGUGUUGAAAUUAUCUUUUGGUAACAUGACUGUCGAACUGAAUGUUUUUAACAUUAGUCAACAACCCAUAGAUUGUGAUGAUGGUGAAUUGCAUGAGAUUAACAUGAUUGAGAGUCUGAUUCAAGACUCAUUGCCUGACAUCUUAUCGGUGGACCCUUUGCAAGCAUUUUUAGACAAUUUUGACUUGGAUCUUUUUGAUUUUGAGUACAUUAGUGAAGUCCACUCUUUGCUUGAAUCUGUACCACCCAUGGAUAUUGUUAAAUAG
This is a messenger RNA of Papaver somniferum (opium poppy), 1251 nucleotides long. RefSeq lists its product as uncharacterized. The transcript is spliced from 4 exons. The record is from RefSeq and is a predicted model, not a curated record. The coding region runs from base 1 to 1251 and encodes 416 amino acids. NCBI's taxonomy places the organism in Eukaryota, Viridiplantae, Streptophyta, Magnoliopsida, Ranunculales, Papaveraceae.